AUGAGGGCUCUGGAUAAACAGUGGAGUCUGGCCAACAGGGCUAGCGCGUUUUGGCCCACCUGUUGCCGUGAUACGAGGAGUGGGCCCGUCAAUUUGUACCUCAUCCUGGCAAACUCAUCACCUCCCAGUAAUAAUUACCUGGCAUUGCAUUUGAGAAUCACGUGCCCUCCAUUCAAGACUUACCUUGCUGAGCGGGUGCGCGCAUUCCGUACCAACCCGUUUGCGGCUUUCACUCCGCCGUGUUUCCAGCAUCUAUCAAUCCUUCCUGCAGCCACAAGCCUCAAACACACUGCUGUUUGUUCAACUUUAGCCCCGUCCACUUCGCCUUGGCCUUCGGUUUGUCAUAGCACCGCCACGGCGCCCACAGCAACUAACCUCAGGCUAACUCCGUCUUCUCGUCUUUCUCUUUCCUCAGCCAAUUGCGCCCCUUCCAUCCUUCUCGUUCGUGCUGCAUCUUUUGAUUCCUGUUUCACUAGCCUAAGCCUCCAUCCCUAUUCCAAAGCCUCCCCUGGAUACGGAAUCAACACCGGCAUCAAAACACUAUCUCGACAGAUUAUGCUGUACCGCUACCUGGCUUGCGGGUAUUUGUCAACCUCAACUUCAUUUUAUUCCACCUCAACCUUGCGCUCUAGCGUUCAUGUCCGUACCAAUGGAAAGUCUACAGAAGCAUUGGUCCACAAGGCUCUGUCCUCCUCGCAUAUAAGGGCGACGAGUCUCAGUUUUAACGAACUCUUAUUUUCUAGAACUCAGUCACAACCAUCUUUGAUAUCUUCUCUCCAUCUUCCACUAUCGAAUAAUAUCAUUCUUUUCAUUUCGAAAGCCCCCAACUCCUGUUUCCUUUUCAAUGGCCAACCAUGUGGGGCAGCACGACCACACUCACCACAACGCUGA
Molecule: messenger RNA, 891 nt
Organism: Lindgomyces ingoldianus
Lineage: Eukaryota; Fungi; Ascomycota; Dothideomycetes; Pleosporales; Lindgomycetaceae
Exons: 7
Coding region: 1-891 (296 amino acids)
Source: RefSeq, a predicted model, not a curated record